Molecule: messenger RNA, 3210 nt
Organism: Pyricularia grisea
Lineage: Eukaryota; Fungi; Ascomycota; Sordariomycetes; Magnaporthales; Pyriculariaceae
Exons: 1
Coding region: 1-3210 (1069 amino acids)
Source: RefSeq, a predicted model, not a curated record
AUGCGUGUCCUAGGCACAAUCACAGCUAUGACCAUGGUACGGUGGAUUUCCCUGGUUGGGAUAUGCGUGUUAGCACUUCUCUCUGCUGUAGCUCUACAGACCCUCAGCCUCGGCAGCAAUACCAUUGAGCAGGAUCCCAACUCCCACAGUCUCUCACAGACGCCCUUCCUUGAGCUACUAUCAGAGCCUGAGCUCAAGCUGAACGCCAAGAGAGAUGACAAUCAACUUCCUGGACUGCUCGGCGGUGUUCUAAACCCUCUACUCGGUGGUACCGCCCCGUCGAUCCCGGCAGUUCCUGCAGUACCCGUUCCCGCAGUGCCUGUUCCACCAUCUGCUCUACCUCCAGCGUUGCCGGUACCUGUGAACACCGAACUCACCGUCCCACAAACCCCAGCUACACCGCUUCCUAUCCAGCAAGCUCCGUUGCCACCGGCACCUGCUUUGCCAGCACAACAAGGGGGUGGCGGCAUCCUAGGUGGUAUCCUCGGAGGGCUACUCGGUGGCGGGAACGCUCCAGCUCCUCUACCAGAAGCCCCGCUGGCUGGUCCGGCCCUUGCCCCUGCACCUGCACCCGCACUCCCGGCGCCCGCGGCCCCAGCCGUGCCUGGAGCUGAUACCCUCAAUAUCUUGGGUGGCCUCGGUGGGCUUGUGUCUGAUGUAAUCGGCAAAACAGGUGUGCUACAGGGUGUUGUCAAUGGUGCAGGACCGGCAGCCCCCGGACUUGGGCCUAUCGCUCUCCCGGAUGCAGGCGACAUCAUGAAAGCAGCUGAAAGUGCUGUAGCCGACAACGUGCCUAUCGGCGAUGUCGUUGCCGCAGUUGCCGGGAAAGUCAUGGAUACCGUCAAUGAAGUCGCCAACACACUGGUACCGGUACUCAACGAGACCACAAGCGCAAUUGUUCCCCUGGCCGAUGGUGUCAGCGCAGUUUUGCAACAUCCACCGAUUGGUGAUGUCCUUGGAAAAGUCGUUGAUACUCUUGCAGACUUCACGGCCCAGGUAGUCAACGUCACAACCCCAGUAUUGGACGCUGUCGACAACUUGGUCCCCCUACCAAUUGACCUGUCAAAUAUCGUACAAGGGGCCGCUGGCGCUGUCAACGAAGUUGCCAAGGGUGUCAAUGAGCUGUUAUGUGAUGUUCAGGGUGUCGACGCUGUCUCUGUGAUUCUGAGGAAACCCUGCACCGAGUUGGCUGCUAGCUUUGCGACUGUCCUGCCGGAUCAGAGCUCGCUGUCUAUCGUGGUCACAACACAGACAGGAACCGGGAACAUUUUAGCAACUGUCACAAACUCCGCAGGUUCUACCAUUCUUCCCAUUAUGCCAAGCGUCAACUCGGUACAGGUAUCAGCUCCGCUUUCCCCGGCUCAACCUCUAGCGACCGUUGCUGCAUUACCUGCACUACCUGCACCGCCUGCCUCGCAGCCUUUGCCAAUCUCAUUAUCAGCUUCGAGUCGGCCGCCAAGUGUCACCACCAUCGGGCCUCAGCCAUCCUCUCAGUCGCCCACGGCACUACUUUUUAGUGCCCUGCAGAGUGCUCUUAAUAGUGCAAAACAGUCCUUGUCAGCCUCUCUUGCCAGCUCGCCUCUGCCAACCGUUCCGGCAGCUCAGCCAAGCCCAAUCUCGGCUUCUUUGCUGCCUUUUGUUCAGCCAGCACCCUCUGUUCAACCAGCACCCUCUGUUCAACCAGCACCCUCUGUUCAACCAGCACCCUCUGUUCAACCAGCACCCUCUGUUCAACCGGCACCCUCUGUUCAACCAGCACCCUCUGUUCAACCAGCACCCUCUGUUCAACCAGCACCCUCUGUUCAACCAGCGGUAUCAACGUGGAUACUACCCUCAUCAAGCUCACUGCCCUCCAUCUUGGUGCCCGUUGCAGUGCCAUCGUCUUCUCCCCGACCCAACCCGUCGGACCUUUUGCCUGGACCUUGCCCUGGCAGAGGCUAUACUUGCGACAGAUGCUCCAGCGGCUGGUUCUGCCCCAACGGCGUACAACCGCGAAGAGAUACGCCAUGUGGGUAUGGCUGGGCAUGCGAGGACUGUAUCACAGGGUUCUUCUGCGUCCCGGAUCCUGCUACCCUAUCCAGUGUACUUCAAGCUGCUGUCUGUCCGGCUCCGGCUCCAGCUCCAGCUCCAACUCUUCUUCUGCCUCUAACACCAUUGCUUCCACGGCCUGUUGUGGCUCUACCCCAGGGAAGGUAUGCGGGCUGCUAUUCGGAUAGCACUGAGCGUGCCCUGGGAGAUUUGAAAUUUCUAGGGGAGGUGGACGGAACCCCGAUGGACAAUGGUCAAUGCCUCGACAUGUGUCAAAAGUCCGGAUACAAGCUCGCAGGCACGGAGGAUGGAACCGAAUGUUACUGUGGUAACUAUGUUUACAAUUCUUACCUCAUUGACGAUUCAAGGUGCAGCUCCCCGUGCUCGGGUGACAGUACCGCCAGCUGUGGAGGCCCCUGGGCCCUCGCCAUCUACAGCUCUGAUGGCAGAGUUGAGGUGAAACAGCCUGCGUUCACAUUGACCGAACCGGCCCCUGGAACACCUGAGACAACUCUUCAUAUUGGUGGCGUUCGCCAGACAGUGGUUCCUGUGACCAUGCCCGUCUUCAUGUGGCCCCCUCCUGCUGACAACGUGCUGUCUCCCAUGAUGAGCAGCAGUUGUACUACCGCUACCCCGACAACAUCAUGCACAAAAUCCGUAGUGCCAUCCAUUGAUGCGGCAGGCUUGCUGUCUUCUGUGGGUGCGAUUGUAUCGGACGCCAUGCUCAGGGCCAGCUCGGUGGAGUCUGACGUGCUAUCUCGCGCAUCAACAGCCAUGGAUGGUGCCAAACAUAUGGUCAGCAGCGGCAUCUCAAGCGUGGUUGGUGAGAUGAGUUCUUUUAUCUCCGUCGUGGCACACCAGACACCGAACCCUCUAAUUGACGUUAUGCCUGGCCCUGCCAUGCCUUCUUGCGUCGGAUCGGGUCUUGGAUGUGUUCCUGUGGCGCCAGGGCCUAUGCCAACUGGAGAGCCGGCCCCUUGGACGGGGAAUCCCUCUAUGGGAAGCACACCGGGCUCAGGUAUAUCGGGCUCUGGAGAUACGCCAUCAGAUGGAACUACUCCGGGGGUUCCCGUAAUAGUCACAUACGGACAAAGCAAAUUGUCCAACUCGGACAAUGUGGACGAGGAAGAUGUCCCAAACAGUCGACAGAGGAGGCGUAUUCGUGGACGCAUCGGGGCCUAA